Messenger RNA from Solanum pennellii, 894 nucleotides. RefSeq lists its product as uncharacterized. NCBI's taxonomy places the organism in Eukaryota, Viridiplantae, Streptophyta, Magnoliopsida, Solanales, Solanaceae. Bases 127 to 762 code for a protein of 211 amino acids. The record is from RefSeq and is a predicted model, not a curated record. The transcript has a single exon.
CUCUGUUUCUGUUUCAUCUUUAUCUUCUCGUACACUUUACAGUACUAUUCAUAACAAACUCUUCCCAUUUCCAUUUUUCUCUUCCUUAUAUAUCAAACCAUUUCUCUGUGGACAAACAACAAAACAAUGGCGACAAACAGCAAUGAAAUCGACCAUAGCUUACUUACACUGUCUCUAUCUUUUUCUCCGUCUCCCGUCGUAGCACCGCCACCUCCACCACCGCCGCCACCACCACCAUCUCGCCGUCCACGUAAACGAAAGCGCACAUUGAAAAGCGAAACGAUUCCGGCGCCUUAUCCAUGGGCGACUAAUCAUCGAGCGAAGAUUCACAGUCUUAAUGUGCUACGAUUGAAUCAGAUUUCAACGAUAACAGGUGAAGUUCAAUGCAGAAGAUGUGAGAGGAAAUACGAAAUAGGAUUUGAUUUGUGUGAUAAGUUUGCACAAGUAGGAAGCUUUAUUUCGGCAAAUAAAGAGUCUAUGCAUCAACGUGCACCGGAUAUUUGGAUGUCACCGAUUUAUCUGAAUUGCAAUUUUUGCGAACAAGAGAAUAGUGUGAAACCGAUCAUCUCAUCGAAAAAGAAAUCAAUUAAUUGGGCAUUUUUGCUAUUGGGUCAGUUUAUUGGAUUUUGUACGCUUGAUCAGCUCAAGUAUUUCUGCAAACAUAAUGAGAUCCACAGGACGGGUGCUAAGGAUCGUGUUCUUUAUCAAACCUAUUUGUGUCUUUGCAGACAGCUUGAUAAUACUGGCCCGUUUGACUACUAAAACUAUGAAAAAAGUGUCAUCAAUUUGGGAUGAAAAGAUGGGCUAGAUUUUAAAUGAAAAGGCUACAAGUUAAAUGGGAUUAUUAUUGCUAGGAUGAUUAAUAUUUAGCUUUAGUUGAACAAAAGUUUUAUG